UACUACUACUUCAAUUCCAUGAAAAAACGGGUCAACAUUAAUAAAAGACGCGGAUCCUUCUUCCGGGUCAAAUGCAAACUCUGCUGCGCGUUUUUCUCUCCCUGUCUAUCUUCUCUUCGAGUGCCCUACCCCCUCUCUCUCUACCCGAGCGCAAUUUUCUUGGAAGAGACGAUACCGCUAUGCCCUGGCUGCUUCUCUACAAUCUAUUGAUGGAUAAUCAGUUUUUUAACGAGGGGCUUUGUUACGAAUGCACCAAAUCCUCUUCGAUGGAGAACGUAGAGGAAGCAGCUGACGUGCAGAACGUAGAGGAGGAAGCGGCUGGCGAGAAGACGACGAGCGUGCCAGCCGAACGUGAGGAACCAGAGGCGGAAGUUCCAUUGGCUGCGACGGCGUCGACCAGGAUUCUGAGGCUGAGAGAUAGGAUAAAGCCUCCCAGCCGACUCCUUAGUUAAAUUGAGUCUUUUUUGCUAUUUAAUUAUUUUUGGUAUUUAUUUAGACAAUUUGGUAAUGUAAUUUAUUUUCUAUUUUUUGCGUCGAGCGUUUUAUAAGCUCCGUCGGGUUUUCUUUGUUGGUUCUUUCCCGACGUAGGAUAGGUCGAACCAACCCUAGGGUCCCUAGAUUAUAUAAAGGGCUAUUCAUUGUUCCGUCUUUUUUAUCAAUGAAGAAUUAUUUGCCCAAC
Molecule: messenger RNA, 679 nt
Organism: Salvia splendens (bonfire salvia)
Lineage: Eukaryota; Viridiplantae; Streptophyta; Magnoliopsida; Lamiales; Lamiaceae
Exons: 2
Coding region: 72-452 (126 amino acids)
Source: RefSeq, a predicted model, not a curated record